Molecule: messenger RNA, 525 nt
Organism: Cooperia oncophora
Lineage: Eukaryota; Metazoa; Nematoda; Chromadorea; Rhabditida; Trichostrongylidae
Source: the annotation of a GenBank genome assembly
AUGAAGCGACGCCAGAUGGCGCAAGGGCCAACAGCACAUGUAGGUCACCGCUUCGUGCUGUUUUCCAAAUAUCGCUACACGGCCUCGGGUUAUGGGCAGGGCACGGCUCUCACUAUAAUGAGCCGUCAGACAAGCUCGGUACAUGAUCACAUGUGCCUGAUGCUGAAUACGCCAAAGGCACUAAUCCGUGCUCAGUCCGACGAGCAUCUUCGAUCGCCCAUAGCUGAAGGGAACAGAAAGGCUCCUCUAUCGGCACGGGUAUCAUCAAAUGAACAAGAUGCCGCUGAACUGGCACGAUGCCAACAAAACCUUGAAAGAGCAUAUCCAAGAAAAAAAAGGGCAUUAGAGAUGUUAGUACACACAACUGAGAAAACAGCUAUCGCAUGGAGCGUCAAUCUCAUGAGAAUACCCGACGAGAAUUGGAACGGCUCAGGAUACAAUUGGAUAAAAGAUGACUCUUAUGAUUACGGAAAUAAAAUAUGCAAUAUUUAUAUGUUCAUGAUCGUGAUAAAUCCAUUAAAAUGA